AUGUGGUGGACACUGUGUGGACAGGGCUUUUUGCCUGGCCAACUGCAGAACUUCAAAUGCCAGCACUAUUUACUUGCUUGGCAAAUGUCAGCUGCAGCUUCUUCUGAUGGUGGUGGUAAAUCAGGCUGUGAUGACUGUGGCUGCCAAAAUAAAGCAGUUAACCAAAAGGAUUUGAACAAGGAUGACAGGCAAAAUGCCAGAGACAGUGAUUCUGCUUUUGGAAAUGUGGAAGAGGAAAAGGAAAUGUCUGGAGAAUGGUACUUUAAACAUAAAUCAGUACCUGCUGAAAACAAAGAGAAAGACUGUGAUGAAAAUGAAUUUGAAUGUAUAGCAGCAGACUUGUUGAAUGAAAUGGAAAGUGACAGCCUACCAUACCUGAAUCAAAUGCUGAAUGCAGAAUCUCACCGUAUGAAUCAUUACAGCCAUGUGCACCGAAGACGCUGCAGAGAUUAUAGUAAUUAUAAUGUUAACUGUUGGUUCCACCCAGCACAUAAAGGCAAAUGGUUUUCUGUCAUCUACCAAAACUUCAUGAACUUUAUACAGAAUUGGCAAAAAUAA
Messenger RNA from Acanthosepion pharaonis, 558 nucleotides. The record is from the annotation of a GenBank genome assembly. Lineage: Eukaryota; Metazoa; Mollusca; Cephalopoda; Sepiida; Sepiidae.